GAAAUCCUCUGCAACAACUUCCACAUGAUAAUUUCAUUCUCUUAUAUCUUCAUGUAAAAGCCACCAUAAUGGGCAAAUCAAUCAUCCAUGAAAAACUUGAACCUAAAAGAAUAAAGUGAAAUGAACCAAACGAUACACAGAGUUUCACCAAUAUCCUUGACCAUGUCAGAGCUGACGACGCUUCUCAGCUCAGGUGGUUCUGUCUUUGAGAUCUUUGCCGGUUUGCUAGUAUUGCAUCUGGUCUACCAAAGAAUUAGAGCAAGCGUCAAAGUUUACUUACUUGAUUUCACUUGUUACCGAGCACCUGACUCAAACCGCGUCCCAAUGUCAACUCUUAUCGAAACCAUCUACCUCGAUGACAAGCUUGAUCAAGAGAGUAUUGACUUCCAAGCCCGGAUUCUUGAGAGGUCCUGGUUAAGUAACCAAACCAGCAUUCCUCCUUCCUUGAUGGAAAUACCCCUCAAGAAAUCUCUUUCCUCGGUCAAAAUCGAGACCAUGACCACUAUCUUCACCUCUGUUGAGGAUCUCCUGAAGAAAAACAAACUAAGCCCAAGAAGCAUAGACAUACUGAUAACAAACUGUAGUUUGCAUUCGCCUUCACCGUCUCUAAGUGCAAUGGUGAUCAACAAAUUCCAUAUGAGAAGCAAUAUCAAGAGCUUUAACCUGUCCGGGAUGGGUUGUGCGGCUGGGAUUCUAUCAGUAGGUUUGGCUAAUGACUUGCUAAAGGUUCACCGAGGCUCCUUGGCUCUUAUUGUAAGCACUGAAGCGCUGAACACACAUUGGUACAUUGGCAAAGACAGAUCUAUGCUUCUUACCAACUGUCUCUUCCGAAUGGGAGCAGCUGCAGUAUUGAUGUCGAGCAAUGAUCAUGACAGAGACAAUGCAAAGUAUGAGCUCUUGCAUGUUGUCAGGAAAAAUAAAGCCAAAGAUGAUCGAGCUUACCGAUGUAUCUAUCAAGACAUAGACUCUGAUGAAAAGCAAGGGGUGUCGAUAACCAAAGAUGUAAUCAGCGUUGCUGGAGAUAUGCUGAAGAUGAAUCUAACUUCUCUGGGACCUUUGGUAUUACCUUACCUAGAGCAAUUCCAAUAUGUGAUACGACAGAUUCUUUGCAAGAAACUAAAGAUCUAUGAGUCGAGUUCUUCUUAUACACCAAACUUCAAGACAGCGUUUGAGCAUUUCUGCAUUCAUACAGGAGGAAGAGCUGUUAUUCAAGCAAUGGAGAUGAACCUGAACUUGACAAAAGUAGACAUCGAGCCAUCAAAGAUGACUCUUCAUAGGUUUGGGAAUACUUCUUCGUCAUCCAUUUGGUACGCUCUCUCUUACUUGGAAGCAAAAAGGAGAAUGAAAAAAGGCGAUAGGGUCUUGCAGAUUGCAUUUGGAAGUGGGUUCAAGUGUAACAGUGCGGUGUGGAGAUGCAUCCGAGAAGUGGAGCCCAAUACAGAAAACAAAUGGCUCGACUUUAUCGACUCAUAUCCUGUAGACGUACCUGACUCUACGAAUAUCAGAACAGGCUAGCACGAGCAAGUAAAAAUCCUUGAAGAUA
Arabidopsis arenosa is the source of this 1543-nucleotide messenger RNA. Lineage: Eukaryota; Viridiplantae; Streptophyta; Magnoliopsida; Brassicales; Brassicaceae. The record is from the annotation of a GenBank genome assembly.